AUGACUGAAUUACGACAAAUCAAUAAACAAGAAUUUUUACAGGAACUUCAAAAGCGUCUCCAUGAUAAGCAACUAACCGAGCAAGCAGUAGCCAAAAUAUUAGAGGAAAAUUUAAAAAAUAUGAGUAAAAAAGAACUAAACGAGCGGGAGCAAAUCCAAAAAGUUCUAAAUGUAGCAAGUAAGAAAAAUAAUGGAGAAAUUGGCAAGCCUGACUUAAUAUACUAUAAUGCAGAAAAUAAUUUACUAAUUUUAGGGGAGGUAAAGCCCAGCAUAAAUUUUCAUAAAAGCAAAAUUUUAUCUGAACCAGUUCCUAUCAAGUAUUGUGUAGAUGGAAUUAUUCAUUAUCUGAAUUGUUUUGAUCGCAAUCAUUUGCUAAAAUAUUACAAAAAGCAUGAAUUAGAAGAAAUUUUAGCAAAAAUUAAAGACCUAAAAUUAAUAGGAUUAGCCGCAACCGAUGACCGAAGAAAUGGUAUUAAGAAAAUAUCGACUUUUUCUGCUGAAUAUAAGGAUAAUGUCUCCUUUGCUAUUGAUAUAGAUCCGGUUUUAGAUGUCAAAACAUUUUUAAAUGAAGAAGAUUAUUUAAAUAUAUUUGCCAAAAAAAGCAAUGAUUACAAAAACAUGGUCAAUGAAGUUGAUAAGGUAUCAAAUGAAGUUAAUAAUAUGUUGAGAAGCAUCGAUUCCCAAUUUAGACCAAUUGUUCUAUCAGGAGGAAUAAUCUCUUUAUUUACUAAUGAUACUGAUAACAAUUUUAAAGAUAAUUUCAACAAUUUAGACAAAGAGAGUUUAUUCGAAGAUUUUUUUGCUUCAAUAAAAGAGAACUUAAAAAAG
This is a messenger RNA of Funneliformis geosporum, 828 nucleotides long. NCBI's taxonomy places the organism in Eukaryota, Fungi, Glomeromycota, Glomeromycetes, Glomerales, Glomeraceae. The record is from the annotation of a GenBank genome assembly.